Molecule: messenger RNA, 3125 nt
Organism: Cyprinus carpio (common carp)
Lineage: Eukaryota; Metazoa; Chordata; Actinopteri; Cypriniformes; Cyprinidae
Source: RefSeq, a predicted model, not a curated record
CCUCUGGCGAUCCGUCACCCCUCCUCCAGCUGCUGAUGGUCCUGCUGUAGGCAGUCUGCUCGUUCUCCUCAGUGUGAGGACAGCACACGCUCCUUCACAACCAGCCUCUUUCUCUCUCACACACUCCUGUACUAUUCUGACAAUAUUGGAUAUACUCCAAGCAGCACACCUUUGUGGAGCAUUUGAACUAACUGAGCACUUGAUUCAGGAGAAAGAAGAUCAGUCAGCACUAAGGUAUGAGGUGUGUUUGAAUAAGCCAACAAGGAGGGGUUUCUUCUUCUUGAUACUGAAAACUACUGAAGAUUUGGACGUCCACCAUGAGUCUUAAAAGGAGGAAACCAAGCAUGGCGUUCAGCUGGCACAAGUCUUUCACCAUCCUUGCCCCGUGGAGAAAAGGUAAAGGGGAUAUUGUUUUGGAUAAUGAUGUUGUACUGACAAAAAUGAAGCUCCUCAACAAUGUCCCUGAGAAACUGCUUAAUGCUGAGGAUUCCAUUUCAACCAUCUCCAUUUCAAUGUCUGAGCAGGACAACACAGAACCUCUCCAAGCUGAUGAGGUGAUCUCUGUCCAAAGCACUGCUCCUGAGACCACUGUCCCUGAAUCAAAAACAGACUAUCUAUCUUCUAUUUUUGCAGAUUCUGAACUUCCAAGAUUGUAUAAAUUUGAAUCUGAGGACUCUGGAGUAGAAAUGACUAGUGGGGCAACUUCUCCAUCCACCCCAACUGGUUCAGAGCAAAGCUUUGUGGUCCACAGUAGGGAGUCUUCAUGUGACUCUGGCAACCUGAACUCUCUUGUACCUGCUGACAAUCUUCUUGAAGACAGUUCAGUCUUCUUAGAAACUGAACAAACGUCUUGUAAGUGUGCUAAACAAGACACUCUUACCAUCCUGGGAGACAGAACAGAGGAAGAGAAUGUUGAUGAUGAUUUAAUAGAUUCAGAGAGGUCUGAGGACAGAACCCUGAGGAAUACCAUGGAGAACUGUAAAGAUACCAUUGAAAUCAUGGCAGCACAGGAGGAAAUAACAGACACUACAAUGGCUGAGGACACAAUGUCAAGCAGCCAGUGUUCUAUAGAAGCUUAUGAUGGCAAAACAGGACCUGAAUUUCAGCAACGGCCUUUGAGGAAAAGUACAACCAGCGACAGUCUGGAUGAGUACAUGGAAGAGUGCUGCAGGCUAAGUGAGGUGAACCAAGCCAAUCGGUCCAACCCUCUGGGCUCAGGACUGGGGUACCUAGAGCACAUCUGCCAGCUCAUAGAGAAGAUCGGACAGCUACAGGAACACAACCUUCGACUACAGAAACAGAUCUGUGGCCUGCAGAAGGAAGGCAGAGUGAUCAAGACUAAAGAGGACUUCUUCAUGCAGCACUGUAGCUGUGGAGCAGCCAGCUUGGCCUUCCAUGAGCUCAAGAGACACUUUCGCAGUGACCACUACAGCCUGACGGCAUCAAGCAGCACACUGUCUGACCUCAGCACGAUCCCUGAGGUCACGCGCACCCCCCUCAGGGCAGCCAUGAGAGAUGGUGACAUGGGUUGCCAACCUGCUCUUCCUGUUUGGAGGAGGGGUCUGAAUCGAAGGAGCUACACAGAGGGAGAGGCCAAGUACCUGAGUGACAGCACUGAGGUCCUCUCCGCUCCUCACAGACAGUUGAGUGAGAACUAUACAUGGGGAAGAGUGAAGGAACUGGUGAAGAAGACCAAACUGAGGAACCAGAGCCGGCUGGGACUGUCUUCAUGCUCCCUGAAGAGAUCAUGUCCACAGCUUUACCGCCCAGAUGUGAUGUCAGCAGAACGGCCCAGGACAAACAGAAACUCCAUGAUCGCUCUGGGACAUCAGAAACUGGACUAUCUGUGGCCACAGUAGUAUUACUCAGACAUUGAGCAGAUGGCCUGCGAUGGGGCAGCUUUUCCAAAAAGCAAAGGACAAAGUGGUAGUUUUUGCCAUUUGCAGAUGGUUUUCCUGACUGAGGAACAAGAUGGGAGAGAAAUGCACAAGAAAACUAUGAAUGGGAACGGGGUGAUGAUAGAAAAGAGUUGGUAUCAUGUGUAUAUGUAAUACCAAGAGAAAUGCUUAUAUGUUGAUUAAAGUGUUAAGUUGACCUGUUGAUGGAGCUUGUUUGUGUGACAUGACAUUUCUCUAAUUGUCAUUCAUUCAGAUGAAGCACUCAUUAGAUCUGUCAGCUAAUGAGGUACUAUUAAAGACUAUAGAAACGUGGAAAUGAUUUACAGAAUGUGAACAGACAAAGGGAAUUACAGAAAAUCCUUAUGUAUAGUCUAAUGUAAAUUUCUGCCAGGACAAUUUACCAGAUGCUGUCCUAAUUGUAAAAUACUUGAAAUACAUCCAAAUGAUAACAAAUGUUGAACAUGCAUGCUAUAUCUUUAUAUAGAUCAUUUUGUACCACUAUUAUAAGAAUUGCCAUGUGUAAGUGUAUAUACAGAUAUAUAACAAAUAUGCAUGUAUGUAUCCAUGAUGCAUGGAUCGUAUGUGAAGAUGAGAGUGGAUAAGAGAUGCUCCCACGUCUGAAUUCCUCUUAGACAUAUAUCGCUGUGAUGACGGGGCUUAUAAUAACAUGUAAAUGACUUAUGGCAGGUCUGUAUGCUGCUCGUCCCUUUAAAACUAAAUCAAGCCCAGAGUGUGAACCUGAAAUAUCAUCCUUAAGUGAAUUGAAACUCACUGAAAAGGGCUUCCUGCCAAAUAUUAGUCCAAAGACAUAAAUGCAGAAUAAAAUGCAGUAUAGAAUGGUCAUAAACCUUUACUAAUCUUAUAAGAGUUUACCUCAGGGAGAAAACAUAAAUAAAAAAAAAAACGUAUGAAUUGACCCCAUUAAAUUAAUAAAGUGUAUUAAAACAUGACUUCCAUAUAAUACUGUCUUUUGAUGUACGCUUGACUUAUCAUUUCAUAGUCACUGUACUGAGUAAUGGUGUUUAACUGUGUGUCGAAAUAAAUGAGAGCUGAAGUAUGGCAAGUUUUUUUUUUAUUUUGUCUAUUAGGGACAGAAGACAAGACCAAGAGAUUUUGUACUUACUGUAUCUUGUGUUGUAGUGUACCAAAUGGACGGAAUAAUUCAAUAUGCAUAUUGCAUUGUUAUUCAAAUGUAUUUUUUAAUAAAUAUGAUAUUUCUAAAUAACA